Messenger RNA from Malassezia globosa CBS 7966, 1629 nucleotides. RefSeq lists its product as uncharacterized. The transcript has a single exon. Bases 1 to 1629 code for a protein of 542 amino acids. Gene Ontology annotation, biological process: sterol metabolic process. Gene Ontology annotation, molecular function: monooxygenase activity; oxidoreductase activity, acting on paired donors, with incorporation or reduction of molecular oxygen; heme binding. Lineage: Eukaryota; Fungi; Basidiomycota; Malasseziomycetes; Malasseziales; Malasseziaceae. The record is from RefSeq and is a predicted model, not a curated record.
AUGUCGCACGGUCAGUCUCAGCAAGUAUGGGACACUGCCAUGACGGGAAAUGAAACCAUCCCGCAGCACACGUUGAAUACUGCUACAGCUCAAGAGGGAUUCACGGCUGUGCAAGUGGCAUUCGCUGUGCUGACAGUGAUUGUAAGCCUACUAGCACUCGAACAAAUGGUAUACCGUAUGAAGAAAGGCGGCCUUCCUGGCUCAAAAUGGACCAUCCCUAUUAUUGGAAAGUUUAAAGACUCGCUGAACCCGACGCUGGAAAAAUACCAGGAAAGCUGGAAUAGUGGUGCUUUGAGUGUCGCGAGCGUGUUUAACAUAUUUAUCGUCAUUGCGUCGUCCACGGACUACACGCGGAAAAUUUUAAACAGUCCCACUUAUGCGGAACCUUGUCUUGUCGCUUCGGCAAAGAAGGUACUCUGCCAUGACAACUGGGUAUUCUUGAAUGGCAAGACACACGUCGACUAUCGAAAAGGUCUGAAUACGCUGUUUACGAGCCGCGCGCUUAGCAUCUAUCUGAAUAUUCAAGAAAACAUUUACAAGAAACACUUCGCUAAAUGGGUAGCCUUGGGUAGCAAGGACGCCGAGGCUUUCAUGCUUCCGCUGCGAAAUUUGAAUUUGGAGACUUCUCUCCGCGUGUUCUGCGGCAACUACAUUUCAGACGAGGGUGCACAGCAAAUUUCAGAUGAGUACUGGCUCAUUACCAUGGCUUUGGAGCUUGUCAACUUCCCAUUUGCUUUCCCGGGAACCAAGGUAUACCGUGCUAUCCAAGCGCGUAAGAAUGCGAUGAAGUGGUUUGAACACACUGCUGCAGAAAGCAAGAAGCGCAUGGCUCUGGGUGAGGAAGUGACAUGCCUAACAGACGCGUGGGUUAAAGCCAUGCUGGAUGCGCGUGAGGAUCGUCAAAAUGAUGAUCUUGGUGCUGAGCAGCGCCGUAUUCUUGUACGCGACUUUUCUGACCGUGAGAUUGGUAUGGUAUUGCUUAGCUUCUUGUUCGCCUCUCAAGAUGCUAUGUCCAGUGGCUUGACAUACCUAUUCCAGCACCUUGCCGACCAUCCAGAUGUGCUCCGUAAAGUCCGUGAGGAACAGUAUGCCAUUCGCAAUAACGACAUUGACGCUCCACUCACCAUUGACAUGAUCGAAAAGAUGACUUAUACUCGUGCGGUCGUGAAGGAGAGCCUUCGUCUGAAACCGCCUGUUAUAAUGGUGCCAUACAUGGCCCGUCAACCCUUCCCUAUCAGUGAGACGUACACCGCACCCAAAGGCAGCAUGGUCAUUCCAAGCUUUUGGAACAGUUUGCACGACCCGACGGCAUAUCCGUCACCUGAUGAAUUCCGUCCUGAGCGCUGGCUGGAGGGUGCUGAGUCCCCAGCUGCGAAGCAUCCCAAGAACUACUUGGUGUUUGGUAGUGGACCACAUAACUGCAUUGGUAAGGAAUACGCCAUGCAGCACCUUAUUGCUGUAAUGGGCGAUGCAUCUGUUCUGCUCAACUGGGAGCAUAAACGCACUGAAUUGAGUGAAAAGGUGAUGGUGAUUGCUACGAUAUAUCCUAAGGACGGCGCUUACCUCAAAUUUACCCAACGUCCUGCUCCUCCGAUGGAUGCCCCCGCUGCUGUUGCGGCGGCUAUGUAG